Eremothecium cymbalariae DBVPG#7215 is the source of this 849-nucleotide messenger RNA. It is a transcript of the gene LRS4, whose product is annotated as Lrs4p. NCBI's taxonomy places the organism in Eukaryota, Fungi, Ascomycota, Saccharomycetes, Saccharomycetales, Saccharomycetaceae. The transcript has a single exon. Bases 1 to 849 code for a protein of 282 amino acids. The record is from RefSeq and is a predicted model, not a curated record.
AUGUCGACGGCGCUCCAAACUCUAGCCAAUUACUAUGAGUCAGUAAUUCAAUGUGAAAGAAUCUAUAGCGAUUACAUUAUUGCACAGCAGUCCAUCGACCCUAAAACAAAACAACAGCAUGAAUCGAUACUGACUAAAGAAACAAUAAGUCUAAAGAAGCAGGUUGAACAAUUGAUCACGGAAUCAGUAUCUCAGAGACAGGAAAUUGAUAGGCUGAGGAAUCUGAAUAAGACGCAGCGUUCGUUGUUGGAGUCUAAGUUGGAGGCGGCCAAGAAGCGACUAGCCAGAUCUAAAGAAGGUGUAGUUAAUCAGGAUGAGCAGGUGCUGCAGAAGCAGGAAGAUUUAAAUGGCAGGGGCGGAAAUGAAGCUACAGGUGGUGGCAGUGGUAGUGGCAGUGAUGGUAGUGCAAGUAACAAUGGCGCUGGAUUUCACUUAUUGUCACCUUUGCGCUCUCCUGGGGGUAAGGUUAAGGCGCGUAAGCUAAAUGGCAUAGCAGUGCAUAAUAGGGUUGCAAGGUUAAGGCAAGUUAUAAAUGAAGGACGUAAAACUAUGUUUGACGAAGAUACAGAUGACAGUGCCAAUCUAACUGACGAAGUAAUGUUUAUGGAGACUUUUAAGCGGACCGAUGCAGCGGGGAACUCAAGUGCUGGUGACGGUCAAGGAAACACCGCAGGAAACGAAGUGCAUCCUGAAGACGAAGAUGAUGAUGAAAAUAUGGAGGGAGAAGGUUCCUCACAGCUGAAGAAGCGGAAACUAUCGCGGAAGCGAAUCCAAACAACUGAAAAUGAGGGUUAUCAUGUGCGUGGAUUUAGAUCUAAGAAUCUUAAGGGCAUAUUUAAGGUAAAAUGA